Messenger RNA from Trichomycterus rosablanca, 4296 nucleotides. RefSeq names its product prominin 2 (gene prom2). The record is from RefSeq and is a predicted model, not a curated record. The coding region runs from base 518 to 2983 and encodes 821 amino acids. Gene Ontology annotation, cellular component: prominosome; plasma membrane; microvillus. Gene Ontology annotation, molecular function: cholesterol binding. The transcript has 25 exons. Lineage: Eukaryota; Metazoa; Chordata; Actinopteri; Siluriformes; Trichomycteridae.
ACUCCUGAUAUAACACCAAAGCCAGUGUUUACAAGUACAAAGGUCAAACCAUGAAGAGGCUGUGUCCAGUCAUUUACCAACGUCUACUAAGCAUUACUUAUGGUGGAUUUCUGUUAUAAAAGCAUUUUCUUUUAAAUGAAUGUUCAUAGCCAUUUUUAGAAUUAAACUUUUCAUUUUGCUGAAUGGAGUUUAGAUGACAAUUGAAAGGUUUCUAUGCUGAACGAUUUUCACUGAGCUUUAGGAAUAUGUACAUUCAGCAUUCUGGGAGCUUUUUGGGGGGAAAACCCCUCUAAAAAUCAUCUGGUACUCUUGGACUUCAUAUUCAGCAGAUCAGAACAGAGAUCAGCUUGCUCUGGGACCUUCUCUCUUUCUCCGUUUACCUGUAGAAAGCUUCAACGCCGGGUCCAGUCUGGCAUGUUUUACACUCAUUGAGACCCUCUGUUAGAAGGAAAAGAUGCAGUGUGGAAAUGGGACAAUAAUAACCAGGAGUAAAAAAUAAUUGCUCAUCUUUUUAAAAAUGGAGACCAGCACCUGGCAGAUCACUGGGGUGUUAAACUUGCUGUUGUUUUUCUGGCCAUGUGUGAGCACACAGUCCUGUCCAGCCAGGCCAAACAUAUCAGAACUGGACAGUCCUGAGUAUUGGCCCAUCCAAAAAACACAGUCUGGGACGAAUUAUAUGUCAUCCAUUGUGCAUUCCUUUCUCAACUCUGUGCAACCUAAUCUUUUCCCUAAAGAUCUUUUGGUUGGAAUAUUAGUGAAUGAAUCCAUCACAAAGGAGGAAACAUUAGAAAAGGUUUUGCAGUAUGAGGCAGGUUUCCUGGUAUGUGUGUUUAUUGGGAUCCUUUACAUUGUCCUCAUGCCCUUAAUUGGGCUAUGUUUUGCGUGCUGCCGUUGCUGUGGAAACUGCGGGGGACGCAUGUACCAGAAGCAGACGAUGAGUAUCAACUGCUGGAGAGGGACCUUUUACUGGGGCACAUUUUUCAUCACCCUCGUUAUACUGGCAGGAAAUGUUUGCAUGUUCCUAAGCAAUAAGUUCAUUAAUGACAGUGUGGAUUCUGGUCCAGAGGAAAUCAACAAUGCUGUAAAAAAUGUGCAGAGCUACGUCACAACUGUUCCCAAGCAAAUUGACACAGUGCUAAAUGAGAGCAUUGACACUGUGGAGGGUGUCAGAUAUCACAUAAAUGGAAUUGGAAAUUUGCUUGGGAGAGAUAUCCAAAAAGCUAUAGAACCUCGUCUUAACCUAGCCCUGGACUCUGUGACAGUGGUGGCUCAAGAGAUCAGCAAUUGCAGUUUAUUACUCAGAAAUCUGGAUGGUGUUCAGUCAAGGCUGCAGACAGACCUAAACUAUCUGCAGUCUAACCUGACGUCAGUGAAAAAUCGCAUUAACAACACACUGAGCAAGCCAGAUUGCUUACACUGUACAACAUUUCAGUCGGAGCUGAGCAACCUGUUCCUGGACACAGACUUAAGUUCUGACAGUCUCAACCAUUUCAGGACGGCUUUGAAUGACACUGAGAAAGCUGAUCUAAACGCACAGAUAAAGAAAGGGGAAGACUUUUUAAAAAGCAUUCCUGAAAAGGUGACAAACGAAACAAGAGACAGUGUGCAGGGAGUUCAACAGCAACUGCAGGACAUAAAGCUCCAAAUUUCACAUGUUGGCAAAGAUAUUCCAACUUCUGAACUAACCAGCAUUGCCAACGAACUGAACAAUGUGCAGAAUUAUGCCAAGCAGUACACACCUGAAGCGAAAAAGGCAGAGCAUAUCAGGUGGAUUGUUGCAUUGAUCCUGUGCUGCCUGGUCCUGUUGGUGGUGGUGUGUAAUCUCUUCGGUUUGCUGCUUGGCCCAGUAGGACUAAAGCCUAAAGUCGACCCAGCUCAUCGCUCCAGGACAUCGAACUGUGCUGGAUUAUUUCUCAUGUCUGGUGUUGGCUUUACCUUCUUGUUCUCCUGGAUUCUUAUGAUAGUAGUGAUGAUUCUCACAGUUGUCGGGGGUAACACUUAUGCCCUCAUCUGUGUGCCAUGGCAGACCCAGCAACUCUUUCAGCUUAUUGACACUCCAGGUGUGAUCCCAGGAUUCCAGCUGUCUAAAUAUCUAGGACUUAAAACUAAUCUGACAAUCAGAGAAGUUUAUAAUAAUUGCCACAUAAAUAGUUCCCUGUGGACCACACUGCACCUGGAGGAGAUUAUUAACCUCAAUGACUUUCUUAACAUCUCCAAAUAUACAACAGAGAUACAGCAGACGCUUGAGAAAAAUAAGAUAACGUUACCCAAAAUCACUCUGCUGGAUUCAAACACACAGAAUCAGCUGUACAACUUCUCAUCAACAGCCAGCAGUGUAAACGUCAGUGACAUCACCCAGAAGACUGCUGCAAUUUUAGCAACUAAUUUCAAUGUAAUUGCAGAUCAUCUGGAUAGCUUGGCUAAUAAUCAGACCAACAGCAGUAUUAAAGAUGAACUUCUGAGUGAAUCAAGAGAGCUGAGAGCCUUGCAGACUUAUAUGAAUGUCACUAUCAGCCCUUUGGUGGUGCAAAUGGACUCCUUAAUAAACAAUUUCACUGACAUGACAUCACAGUUUAAUAAAACUGUGGAAAAUGCUCUGGACAACGUCAGCAGUGCUCAACAGUUUCUGAACAAAAACACAACAGAAAUAGUGAAAUCAAAACUGACUGAUUUUGUAGACUGCCAGAUACAAGUCUUCACAAGUUUUACAAACUGGGCAAAUCAAACAAUCACGGAGGAGGUGGGUCGCUGUGGGUCAGUAGCUGCUGCUGUCGACUCAGUAGAGAAUCUACUGUGCUCACAGUUGCUGAACUCUGUGAAUGCAUUUUGGUUCAGUUUGGGCUGGUGCAUAGCCUUCUUCAUCCCCAGCAUUAUUCUUUCAGUCAAACUGGCAAAGUUCUACCGCAGGAUGAAGUACACAGAUGAGUUUGAGAAUUUUAUGAUGACUCCUAUUCCACGAGUUACUUUAAAACCUUAUGAAUAAAAAGGGACAAACUGUUUUAUAAAUUUACUGUUGCAGCUGUAAGAACUUGAAUGUUGCAUUUUCUCCCUUCAUGUCUUGAGAAGCAAGAUUAAAACACUGGAUGAUACAAAAAUGUGGGGAAUCAUGCUCUUUGGAUUGUGCACAUUCCAGACAUGGCUUGGAGAUACUGUUAUUUGUAUCUCUAGCCAUUACUAUAAUAUCAGGGUUCACUGAGCCUUUGGAAAAUAAUGGAUUCCAUUUGCACUUAGCUCAGUGAUUAUAAUGUACAGUGGUACCUUGAAACUCAAUGUCAAUUGGUUCUGGAAGUGGAGUUUAAAAGGCGUUGAGUUUUAAGGUAUUUUUUCCCAUAAGGAUGUAUGGGGAAACCUGUUAAUGUGUUCCAUGGUCCUGUGGACUUGCAUGUAUUUUAAGCAUAUAUAAAAUAAUGGGGUUGUUUUUGACACUUACACACUGAAAAUAACACAACACUGAAUUAAAAAGGCUAAUUCUUACAAUUUCUCAGAAUCCCAAGCUGUAACACAAGUUUAAAAGUGAAACAGUGAGGACAAUCCAGCUAAACAAAGGUACAUGUGGAGCUUUCAGAGUGAAUCUGAUGGUUAUUCACACAAAUAAAUACAGUUUUAAAACACAAACUGAACCUGUUGAGUUUAAGGGAAACGUUGAGUUUCAGGGUACAAAUUUCUCGAUGAAGGGCAUUGAGUUUUAAAGAUUAUGAGUUUAGGAGACGGUGAGUUACAAGGUACCACUGUAUUUACAAGAUAUGGCCAAAAGUAUGUGGACACACAUUCUAAUUAUUGAGUUUAGGUGUGACAGCACACCCAUUGCUUACUAGUGUAUAGUUUUUUGUAUACUAAAUAAAUGAACAUGACUUAUAUUUAACAAAUUAUGUGCUUUCAAUUUUGUGGCAACAAUUUUGGGAAGGCUCUUUCUGAUUACAGCAAACAAGAUCCAUAAAGACAUAGUUCGUCUGUGCAGGUCACCGGACUUUUGUGAUUAAACAGGCAUGAAUUCUCACCAACACACUCCGAAAUCAAACCUGAAAGAAUAUUACUAUUGUUUUCCUACAUGCGCCGGAUCAGACGUCCACAGACUUUUGGUUAUAUAGUAUACAUGUCUAAAAUAUGUAUGUUUGAUUAAUACUUACAAACUGGAAUGAAAGCACUCUACCCUAUGCUUCAUGCAUUAUUUUAAACUUUGGUUUUAAAUGUUUUUUCUCUUUAUAAAUGACAGUGCUGACAUUUGUACAUUGUAAUUACCUAGAUUUCUUUCUUCCAACUCCCUCUCAACCCAGUUCAAUAAAACAUCUUUCCUAC